UCAUACUGGGUGGUGUUUUAUUUAAGUUUUAGUUGAAAAUUAAUAAUUAGUAAAUAUAUUCCAUUACGUUUUAAGAGAUAUUUUACACAUAUUUAAAUUUUCUUUCCUAACAUUAAAUAUUACGUAAAAAAUCAUGUAGAAAAUGAACAUUUUCACAUAUAUUUAUUAAGAAAAUGAAGGAAAAAAAUUAUUUGGUUCUUUUAAUAUCACAUGCUUUCAUUGGAAUAGGAUUUUUCUUUCUGUAUGUUCAUUAUGUCAGAACCAUUUUUGAAGCAAGAACUAAUUUUGGACAUUUGACGAAAUUAGGAAAAGAAGCGCUACUUCGGGAAGAUGCUUUAUAUUUUUCGUUUUAUAAAACUAUCAUAGAAGAAAAUAAUUUUUGGGAUGGAUAUAAAAAAUUAUUAAAUUAUACUGAUAUAGAAUACCCAAAUGGCAUCAAUUUGGUAAAACGUUUUCAUGUGCUUCCAGAAAUUUUUAUUGGAUAUUGCUACCACUAUUUUAAAAGCCUUAGCUCUAAAUUUGGUUUUCCUAUAAUAUCUUGCUGGUCUAACGAGAAAAAUUUGAAUGGCAAUAAUGGAGAUAUUAUAUGCGAUGGAAUUGGAGAACCAUUUUACUUUUACCUAGAAUUUCUAUGGGCAAUGGGAGGCUUUACCGUCUUCUUUCUAUACAUGUAUGGCUCGUUUUUAAGUGAAAAUAUAUUUGGUGGAAUAUAUGCGGUUGUGUUGUACAUAAUAUUUCAUAAAAAUGCAUCAAAAAUAUAUGAAAGACCUGUCGCUAGAGAGAAUUUCGCAUUUCCUUUUAUUUUUUGGCAAAUGUUUUAUUUAUCUCUUUGUAUUGAAAAAUCUGAUAGAUAUGUUAGCAAUAAAUUUAAAAUAAUUAUGUUAGUUAAACUAGUAAUUCUAACUACAAUAUCGCUUUUAUGUUGGCAAUUUUCGUCAGUUAUUUUUGCUACGCAAAUUAUAAUAUUAAUAACACCAUGGAGCAUAGGACUAUUUUCAAACUGGUUUAGUAUAUAUUAUGCUAUAUCUCAUUUUGCUUCAACCCUGCUAGCAUAUUAUUUUAGUUACGGAAAUAAAAAAUAUUUUUUGUCUUGGCAAAAUGGGCCAGCAUUGGCUUUGUUCUCCAUAAGCUUUUUCUAUAAUAGAAAGACUCAACCUAAGUUUUCUGGCAUAACUUCGGAGAGUAUUAGAGGAGGAACUCUUGGAAUAUUUUAUGCUUUCAGUUCGCAAGGAUUUUUAAUCGAUUUGCUAGAAAAGUCUGGUUUUACUAAAGCUGAUGAUAAUCCUUACUCGAUUUAUAGGGAUUUGAUAUUACAUUGGACUUUACAAAGGCGAGCGAAUUUCACUACAAGUUUACUUGCUUGUCAUUCCGAUUAUAUUGAAGCAAGUUUAAAUGAUCUUUGGGAGUUAAUCAAAACAUUAUUCGUGAAACCAUACUGUUUAUAUGGUGUAGUCAUACUUGCAAAAUUUUUUAGAAAAUGGCGUAGAGCAAAAAAUCCACACGAGCGUUCAUUAGAACAGAAAGAACGUGCCAAAAAUUAUAUACUUGAAGACUUUAUGGAGGAGAACCAUAUUACUAUAAAAGAGAUGACAAAUAAAGAAACCGAAAUGGAAUUAAAUUGUUGUUUUAAAUUAUUAGAGGAAUGUAACUACGAUUAUGAAAAGUAUAAAAAAGAAAAAAAUCGUAUCAAAAAAGAAUCUAAACUCGAGCAUGAUGAUUUUAUGAACGAUGUUAAAAAGUUAAAAGACCAAAUUAAAGAAAAAAGACUUGAAGAAAAUAUUCAAAAAGGAGAAAAAAAAAUUAUUUAUACAAGUAACAAUUAUGAAAAACCCAAAUUUAAUGAUCCGUCCGCAGACAAUUCUAAUGAAAAAACGAGCAACAAUAAUUCAUCCGCAUCAAAUAAAAAAGUACGAAAAAUAGAAAAAGUUUCUGAUAAAUAUAAUAAUAAUCAUUACGUUUAUAGUGUCGCACAAUUAAUAAUGUUUUUUAUAAUUGGUCUAAGCUUAAAAAAAUUAUUUUUCCUGUGUUUCACACAAGGUUGUGUAAUAGCUCCAACAUUGUGUUCGAAAUUUUGGUAUAGAAAACAAAACAAUGUUUUCUGGACUAUAUCCCUCGUAGUAUUUUUUACCAGUAUAGUAGAUCCAGGUUUACAUAAUAUACAACAAGAACAUCUACCUGAAACGAAAACUUCUGGUGAUCUACAAAAUAUGCUAGAGUGGAUAUCUUUAAAUACUGAAGAAGAUGCUGUUUUUGGUGGACCGGUAGAAAUUAUUGGAACAGUUCACUUAGCUACACGAAGGCCAAUAGUCAAUCAUGCGCAUCUUGAUAUGCGACAAAUAAGCGGAAGAACAGAAAAAAUUUAUUCUGUGUUUAGCAGACAAGAAUCAUCUGAAAUUUUCAAUCACUUCUCUCAAUUAAAAAUUCAAUAUUUAGUUCUCUCAUUCAACGAUUGUAGCAACUCAUCAUCUUUUGACGAAUGUGAUAUAUUAACCAUUUGGGAUGAAAUUCAACCUACUUUUAGAAAAUAUCCGCAAUUUUGUGCUGAAUUAUUUAAUAAAAACAUUCCAAGUUUUUUAAAAAUUUUUGCAAAUAAAAAUUUUGGAAUUAUAAAAAUGUUUUCUCAGAGCGUUCAAUUAAAUCUUCGAUAUAAUAAAAUGUCUGAGAAAAUAAUGUAGAAUCGUGAUUUUAAGAAUAAUUUUGUGAAAUAUGAUUGUAUAUGUACGUUUUAGAUAUAAUAGUGUUUACAAUAAAUUAUGUGUGUACGUUUUAUUUCA
Messenger RNA from Condylostylus longicornis, 2774 nucleotides. Its product is annotated as C-mannosyltransferase dpy-19 homolog. The coding region runs from base 174 to 2675 and encodes 833 amino acids. The record is from RefSeq and is a predicted model, not a curated record. Lineage: Eukaryota; Metazoa; Arthropoda; Insecta; Diptera; Dolichopodidae. Gene Ontology annotation, molecular function: mannosyltransferase activity. The transcript is spliced from 9 exons. Gene Ontology annotation, cellular component: nuclear inner membrane.